AGUCUAAACUCCAAACUAAUUAAUUAAUUAAUUAAGCAAUUUGGAGAUCUUGUCCUAUAAAUGAAAUCCAAGGAUGGGAUUGGAGAAGAAGUAGAGAGUGGCAAGAUGAGCGACUGGGUGAAGCUCAUUGGCGCAGUUGGUGUCCCUGCUAGCCAUAGGGUAGAACUUGCCUUGAAACUGAAAGGUAUUCCAUAUGAAUUCAUUGCUGAGGAUCUGUCCAACAAAAGUCCUCUGCUUCUGGAAUACAAUCCUGUUCACCAGAAAGUUCCCAUCCUCCUACACAACGGAAAACCGAGGGCAGAAUCGCUUGUAGUUAUCGAGUACAUAGAUGAAACAUGGAAGACCAAUCCAAUCUUACCCCAUGAUCCUUAUCACAGAGCCAUGGCUCGUUUCUGGGCUAAGUUUAUUGACGAAAAGUGCGUGGGUGGGUUGUGGAAUACUUGCUGGAGCGCAGAGGCGGAGCGAGAGAAGGCGGUUGAAGAAGGAUUGGAGUGUCUUAAAAUGCUUGAAGACACCCUAGAAGGUAAGAGAUUCUUUGGAGGGGAGACAAUAGGAAUGGUUGAUAUUGUUCCCAGUUAUGUUGCCUUUUGGCUUGGAGUCAUUGAAGAGGUCAGUGAGGUGAAGCUGCUGACGGAAGAGAAAGUCCCCGGGUUGUUCAGAUGGACUGAAGAAUUCCUCAGUUGCGUAACUAUCCAGGAAGGCCUGCCUGCCAGAGAGAAAAUCAUCGGCUAUUUAAGGGCUCGAUUUAGAAGUGAAUAAUUAGUCCCCAUGUGGGGUUUUUCUUGCUCUGUGUUCCUGGUUUUAAAUAAAACAGAGCGACUCUGUUUUUUCUUUUCUUGCUGAAAAGCAGAGCAACCCUGUUUCUGAUUUAAAUAAAAACAGAGUCCACCU
Rubroshorea leprosula is the source of this 891-nucleotide messenger RNA. The record is from the annotation of a GenBank genome assembly. Lineage: Eukaryota; Viridiplantae; Streptophyta; Magnoliopsida; Malvales; Dipterocarpaceae.